This is a messenger RNA of Myotis myotis, 4551 nucleotides long. RefSeq names its product spartin (gene SPART). The transcript is spliced from 11 exons. The record is from RefSeq and is a predicted model, not a curated record. Bases 156 to 2282 code for a protein of 708 amino acids. Lineage: Eukaryota; Metazoa; Chordata; Mammalia; Chiroptera; Vespertilionidae. Gene Ontology annotation, biological process: cell division; negative regulation of BMP signaling pathway. Gene Ontology annotation, cellular component: plasma membrane.
UUGUGAGUCCCGCGCGCUGGGCGUGCUGAGAACCUGGAACGGGUCUGGGUGGACGCUGCGGAGCUGCGCUGCGUCUGAGGAAGCCGGAGGCCGCGGCGGCCUGGCGGGAGCUCUUGGGGCGGCGCUGGGACGCCGGAGGUCUGGAAGGCACAGAAAUGGAGCAAGAGGCACAAAAUGGAGAACCUGCUGAAAUUAAGAUCAUCAAGGAAGCAUACAAAAAAGCCUUUUUAUUUGUUAAUAAAGGACUGAAUACAGAUGAAUUAGGUCAAAAGGAAGAAGCAAAGAACUACUAUAAGCAAGGAAUAGGACACCUGCUCAGAGGAAUCAGCAUUUCAUCAACAGACCCUGAGCACACAGGUCCUGGGUGGGAAUCUGCUAGGCAGAUGCAACAGAAAAUGAAAGAAACACUACAGAAUGUACGUACCAGGUUGGAAAUUCUAGAGAAGGGCCUUGCCACUUCUCUAAGGAAUGAUCUUCAGGAGGUGCCCAAGUUAUAUCCAGAAUUUCCACCUAAACAUACAUCUGAAAAGUCACUGGCGCCUCAGUCCUUUAGUUCACCUCCUCAGCCCACUGAGGUAAAUGGAAACACUUCAGCUACCAGUACAGGGUCAGUUCCUGCACCUAGUUCUCUAUCCUUACCAUCUCAAAGUCAUCCAGCAGAAGCACCUCCUGCUUAUACACCUCAAGCUGCUGAGGGUCACUAUACUGUAUCAUAUGGGACAGAAUCUGGGGAAUUUUCAUCAGUUGGAGAAGACUUCUACAGAAAUCAUUCUCAGCCACCUCCUCUUGAGACCUUAGGGCUUGAUGCAGAUGAGUUGAUUUUGAUACCAAAUGGAGUACAGAUUUUUUUUGUAAAUCCUGCAGGGGAAGUUAGUGCACCUUCAUAUCCUGGAUAUCUUCGAAUUGUGAGAUUCUUGGAUAAUUCUCUUGAUACAGUUCUAAACCGUCCUCCUGGGUUUCUUCAGGUUUGUGAUUGGUUGUACCCUCUAGUUCCUGAUAGAUCUCCAGUUCUCAAAUGUACUGUAGGAGCCUACAUGUUUCCUGAUACAAUGUUACAAGCGUCAGGAUGCUUUGUGGGGGUCGUCUUGUCUUCUGAAUUACCAGAAGAUGAUAGAGAACUCUUUGAAGAUCUGUUAAGACAAAUGUCUGACCUUCGGCUCCAGGCAAAUUGGAACCGGGCUGAAGGAGAAAAUGAAUUCCAAAUCCCUGGCAGAGCAAGAUGCCGCUCUGACCAACUAAGGGAAGCCAGUGUCUCUGAUGUGGGACAAUUGGAUCCUUCAUUGGACCAAGGUAGUAAGGAUAUACAUCAUAAAGGAAAACGGGGUAAGAAGGGGGCAGACUGUCAACUGAUCAACCAGUCGCUAUCACGUGCACUGACCACCAGGGGGAAGAUGCUCCAACUGGGUAAAGGUACUUCAAGUGAAGAAGUGAAUCUGAGUCACAUGGUACCCUAUGAGCCAGUUGCAGAAGAAAAAGCAAAGGAAUUACCUGAAUGGAGUGAGAAAGUGGCUCAAAACAUUUUGUCAGGUGCUUCCUGGGUAAGUUGGGGUUUAGUUAAAGGUGCUGAAUUUACUGGCAAAGCAAUCCAGAAAGGGGCUUCUAAACUCCGAGAACGGAUUCAACCAGAAGAAAAACCGGCGGAAGUUAGUCCAGCUGUGACCAGGGGACUUCAUAUAGCAAAGCAGGCUACAGGAGGAGCAGCGAAAGUCAGUCAGUUCCUGGUUGAUGGAGUUUGCACUGUAGCAAAUUGUGUUGGGAAGGAACUAGCUCCACAUGUCAAGAAGCAUGGAAGCAAACUUGUUCCAGAAUCACUUAAAAAAGACAGAAAUGGGAAGUCUCCCCUGGAUGGUGCUAUGGUCGUGGCAGCAAGUAGUGUUCAAGGAUUUUCAACUGUCUGGCAGGGAUUGGAAUGUGCUGCUAAAUGCAUUGUUAACAAUGUUUCAGCAGAAACAGUACAAACUGUCAGAUACAAAUUUAGGAACCUGAAGACCUGCAGGAACAAUGAAAAAUAUGGACAUACUGCAGGAGAAGCUACACAUGAUGCAGUAGAUUCUGCCAUCAAUGUUGGUGUAACUGCCUAUAAUAUUGACAACAUUGGCAUCAAAGCGAUGGUAAAGAAAACUGCUAAACAAACUGGACAUACAAUCCUUGAGGACUAUAAAAUAGUUGAUAUUUCAAAGGGGGGAAAUCAAGCAGGGGGAGCAAAUGUAAACAUGAAGGGGGAGAAGGAUGACCAGACAGAGGAACUGGAGAAGAAUGAAGCAAAGAAGAAAGAUAAAUGAUGGAUAUGCUAUGAUUCACCUAUACCAAAGCCUUACAAGAUGAAUGCAAUUGUGUUGAUAGGCAAAUGUGAAAUUCCCCAUGGAUUAACCAGUAGUUUUUAAAUGUAUUCAUUUCUACAGAGUGAGUGUUUAAUAAGUUUUAUGGCAUGUAUUCUACUUAUAAAGAAAAUAAUUGGUAUUCUUUCAUCUGGCCUUUAGAAAUAUAGUUAUAUUCUAUUAUACUUAUAGUUUAUUUUUUUCUAAAUGUGGCUAACAUAUUUUUGCAGUUAAAACUAAUAAUACAUGUGCCCUCAUUAAACCUAAUGUUAAACUGUUUCUGUAUUUUCUAUCUUUCAGAAAGCAAAGUAGGAUAUUAUUAUAUACUUACAUAAAAUUUGGCAUUUAGUAUAGUAACCUUAAUUUUAUUUGUACUGGGAAGGAAUGACUUAAAAUAUUGUUUUCUCUUUUUGCACUAAUUGUGUAUUUUUUUUAGGUAUUUGUCAGUAUUUCCAGUAUAUAAGCUAAACAAAAACUAUAUUUCUAAACUAAAAUAAUUCUCAGAUAACAUUUAAAAAGACUUUUUCAAAAUAGGGAAUAGACCAAUGAAAAACAAAAUAAGGUUUAUGAAAUUAUUUAGUAGCUUACUCUUCAUUAGGAAAUGAGAUGGUCUUUUAGACUUAAAAUGAAUACAGAUAGAUUAAUAAGUCUUCUGGAUUUCAACUUGUAUUGACCUAGUAAGAACCUGGGAAAUUUUGGGGUAUGAUUAGUAUUGCAUUAAAAUUUGCAGUGAUUAUUAAUCAGCUUAAUUGGACAAAAAAAUUCUUUAAGAAAUCACUUUGCCAUAUCUAUUUCUUUUAAGUUUUUCCAAAAGGCUAAACUUUUGUAAAAACAAAUAUAAACAGUAUUGAGUUUAUGGAUGAUAAAUAUAUUUUUAUUUUGGAAUUCAGUCAUUGGAAUUUUAUAUAUUAAAAAGCCAAUAAAUUAUUAGAAAAUGUUUUCAUAAUUAAUGUAAUGAAUGGGAAGACGUUAGGCUUAAUCUGUGGUGAGUGGGCAUCACAGUUUCUGCUUUGGCAGAAGACAGGAUAUUCACAGACCUAUAAACUACAGCUAUGUAGGUAAAUAUCUAAUAGCAUUUUAUUUUUGUUUAUUGAUUUUGAAAGAUUGCUGUUGGUUUUUAUAGCUAUCAGCCAUUCUAAUAUUUUUUAAACCUCUAAUGGCUACUUAAUUUAUUAGACUUUAUUUGAAACUGUCUAAAUAAUGCACUUUUUGAAUAAACUGUCCCUAAAUUACUUGGUCUUAAAUAUAUUCAUUGGUUUGUAUUUUGGGAACACAUAGAAUUGGUGGAGUCUUUCCCUAAGGCCGAGGAUUCUGUACUAGUUAAAAUGGAAAUAAAAUUGAAUUGGUAAAUAGCUUUCAGUCAGUCUCUGCCUUGUUUAAGAAAUGGAAUGACAAAUAGUGGAGCUUAAAGUUUAAAAAGUAACCUUAGACCAGAGAGGUCAGCAAAAUUGGAUUUGUCAGCAGGUAUCUAGAUGAUUGUUUUACUUCAUUACUGUUAAAUUGAUUGUGGGUUGUCUUUUCAGAGUAACAGCUAGACAAAAUUUGGAUAAGCACAGCUUCUAUAUUAGAGCUCAAAAGAAUAUAUAUGUAUAUAAAUAUAAUGAAAAAGGGGCCACAUACUAAACCUGACAAGCCCAGGAGCAGCUUACAUGGUGAGUAUUAUAAACUCAGAGACAGAAAGUAACCACAAAGGAUGGUCUGAACAUAAAAAUUCUUAACUAAAAGCAAGUCAUGGUGGAGAGUCAUGUCCUAGGCAAGUAUCUUCCUUGACAAAGGUCAGUCUUCACCUUCACUGAGCCUGUCUAUUGUCUUUUUGCAUCUAGGAUAACAUACCUUUGGAAUGGCAGAGUAAUCCCCUAUAUUCUAGAUCCCUCAGGGCACAGUUGCCCACCAUAACCUGAGACUACAGAACCCCUAAUUGUUAUCUUCUACCCCGAAUACCAUCUAUGUGCUGUAAAUGUGAAUUGUUAUCUACCCACCAAUGUAAAAGAAGUAUGUCUCUCUCCAUUUUACUUUUCAUCCAGUCCCAACGAUUUCCUUGCUUUGCUUUCUCCUGCCUCCCUAAUCUACUACCAGUGGAUUUCAUGUAACCCCUCUUAAUGUCUUCUCCUUGUAUUCUGAUGCAUUAAAUAAGCAGUAAAAUUGCCAUUCUCCAGAGCAUUUUCUCAAUCCAUUGAGAUUUUUUUUCCUGCAAUUGUCAUCAGUUGGCUCAAAUAAACUCAAAAUUUAUCUA